GUGUGACGCCUACCGUUCACUGCGCGCACUCACUUCAACAUCAAGCUUACGCUCGCGCUGGAGCUGCGCCUGUUAGUGUCCAGCACGCACCAAAACAAGGAUUUCGAGGUUUGUAAUUAAUUUAAAAAAUUGGGAAAUGGCCCAGAAAGACACAGAAAUGAACGAAAAAGGAGUUUCUUCUUCUACCAGCGGAGUUGUUGUUCAAGUCAGGGAGAAGAAAGGAGCUUUACGCGCUGCCAUCCCAUAUAUGCCUUUCCCAGUAGCUGUCAUCUGCUUGUUUCUCAACACAUUUGUGCCCGGACUGGGUACAUUCAUCUCAGCCUUCACAGUUCUGUGCGGAGCGAGGACAGACCUUCCCGACAGGCACAUGUGCUGUGUGUUCUGGCUGAACAUCGCAGCUGCCUUCAUUCAGAUCGUCACUGCCAUUGUCAUGGUGGGCUGGAUCAUGAGCAUAUUUUGGGGAAUGGACAUGGUCAUUCUCGCAAGCUACAGGGAGCAGGCCACCCCUCAGCAGCUCUGAUUGUUGUCGUCCAAGCCCUAAUCUUGAAUGUGCACCUUUCUCCUGCGCUGUCCGGCCAACAUGCAUGGGAGCUUUGAGGCGGACCCCACGUGGCCUGGGAGAUCCAGCGGUUGAUCACAUGCAGAUUUUCAGCCCAACUCCUGCUACUUCCUGUCCUGUCAGGUACUGCAUCAAGGGGACCUGACUGUUGAGGGACAGCAGAAAAGAAUGAACAUUCUGUGAAUAUCUAAAAAAAAUUGUGCAAACGUACAAAACGUCCAUGUGCCGAACACAUUAUAUUCCUGUCAGGGAAAACCGAUCUUAAUCGUACUUAACUCUGUAGUCUUAAUGUAUGUAUUAAAUUGACCAAUAUUCAUUAUGAACAUUUUCAGUUUGUAGAAAAAAAAAUUGUUAAAGAGCUUUGAGGUGUCUAAUAAAGUAGCUGAAAGAAUCUUAAAGGAACAGUACACACAAAAUUACUGAACCUCAUGUUUGUUCAUAUGAAAUCAAAAUAAAAUACAUUUUUGGGUGAACUAUCCUUUUAAAAUGUUGCUUCUCACAGAGCACUGUGAUUACAUAUUACACUAAAUAUUUGUGCAUUACAGUGUCUACAGUAUUUCUUUAUAGUGUGCUGUGUUUUAUUACUUAAAUUAAGCAUUAUAAAACAGAAAGUGUGUAUUUGUUUUAUAAAACAUAACUUGUAUUCUGCACAAAUUCAUCACCUGUUAUUGUUAAUCUCUAUUAGUCCUCAUACCCAGAGACUACCAGCCAGAAACAUAACCUUUUUCUCCAGUAAUAAUCUGUUGUUAAGUAAAACAGCCAAGUAUUGGUGAAUCAUUGUAUGCCAGUUUCCAUAGUGACUGGCCACUUUAAUCAACCCAUGCGUAGGGUAUGAAAUAACGCAAUUAAGUGCGAGUUAUUUUUAUGUGACCGACAUAGGAGAAAGGCAUGGCGCAAAUUGAAAUAGGCAAAACAUUAUGAUUUAAGACUGACAUUGAAAAAUGAACCACUAAUUUCCAAUGG
This is a messenger RNA of Rhinichthys klamathensis goyatoka, 1522 nucleotides long. RefSeq names its product stum, mechanosensory transduction mediator homolog (gene stum). NCBI's taxonomy places the organism in Eukaryota, Metazoa, Chordata, Actinopteri, Cypriniformes, Leuciscidae. The transcript is spliced from 3 exons. The coding region runs from base 137 to 520 and encodes 127 amino acids. The record is from RefSeq and is a predicted model, not a curated record.